Molecule: messenger RNA, 1101 nt
Organism: Habropoda laboriosa
Lineage: Eukaryota; Metazoa; Arthropoda; Insecta; Hymenoptera; Apidae
Gene: shv
Product: dnaJ homolog subfamily B member 11
Exons: 4
Coding region: 1-1101 (366 amino acids)
Biological process (GO): protein folding; protein maturation
Cellular component (GO): endoplasmic reticulum
Molecular function (GO): misfolded protein binding
Source: RefSeq, a predicted model, not a curated record
AUGUUUGUUGUAACGUCUGCUAGAAUGGCAGCGAUGAAAUUAAUUUGGUCUUUGUUAAUUAAUUUAUUAGUGUGUGUCGUUUUAACUGUGGCAGGGAGAGAUUUUUAUGCCAUAUUAGGUGUACCUUCAACAGCAAGUCAACAUGCAAUAAAAAAAGCAUAUAGAAAGUUGGCAAAAGAAUUACAUCCUGAUAAAAAUAAAGAUGAUCCAAAUGCCUCACAGAAAUUUCAAGAUCUGAGUGCAGCUUACGAAGUUCUGUCAGAUAAUGAAAAGAGAGAAAUGUAUGAUAGAUGUGGGGAAGAAUGUCUGAAAAAGGAUGGUAUGAUGUAUAAUACUGAUCCUUUUGCAAGUUUUUUUGGUGACUUUGGUUUUCAUUUUGCUGGUGAGUCUCAUCAACAACAGGAAGCACCUAAGGGCUCCAAUAUUGUGAUGGACUUAAGAGUCACUUUAGAAGAAUUGUACAGCGGAAAUUUCAUAGAGAUAACAAGGAACAAGCCAGUUGCGAAAGCAGCAAAAGGAACAAGGAAGUGUAAUUGUAGGCAAGAAUUAGUUACUCGAAAUUUUGGGAAUGGAAGAUUUCAAAUGAUGCAACAAUCAGUGUGUUCAGAAUGUCCAAAUGUUAAAUUUGUUACUGAAGAACGUGUACUAGAGGUUGAAGUGGAACCUGGUAUGGUAGAUGGACAAGAAACAAAAUUCACAGCAGAAGGUGAACCACAUUUGGAUGGGGAACCUGGAGAUUUAAUUUUAAAAAUAAAAACACAACCACAUCCAGUUUUUGAAAGAAUUGGUGAUGAUUUAUACACAAAUGUUACUAUAUCCUUGCAAGAUGCUUUAAUAGGGUUUAAGAUGGAUAUAGAACACUUAGAUGGUCACAAAGUGACUAUUCAGAGAGACAAGGUAACCAAAUUAGGAGCCCGCAUUCGGAAAAAAGGAGAAGGGAUGCCUAAUUACGAUAAUAAUAAUCUUUAUGGUACUUUAUACAUUACAUUUGAUGUUGCAUUCCCUGAGACAGAAUUCACAGACACACAAAAAGAAGAAAUAAAAAAUCUACUCCAGCAGGAUUCUGUAAAUCGAAUUUACAAUGGAAUAAGGGGAAACUAA